CGCCGCCGCUAUCCCCGCCCGCCCUGCAGCGCCCCCCAGCGGCGACGACGGGUACCGCCACCCCCGGCACUAGGCGCAUGCGCGCAGGGCGCCAUGAGACCGGCGGAAGUGACGUGUUGCGGGCGCCAUGGCCGAGGCGACGGGCGCGCCGCAGCCGGAGGACUGCCCGGGAACCGGCAGCGCCCAGGCGGGUCGGGCCGCCGCCUGCCAGGGAUGCCCCAACCAGAAGCUCUGCGCCGCCGGCGCCGCCGUAACGGACCCGGCCGAGGCGGCGGAGCUGCGGGAGAGGCUGCGCGGCGUGAAGCACACCGUCGUGGUGCUCUCCGGGAAGGGCGGCGUGGGGAAGAGCACGUUCAGCGCGCUCCUGGCUCACGGGCUGGCGGCCGACGAGAGCAAGCAGGUUGCCCUGCUGGACAUAGACAUCUGUGGGCCGUCCAUCCCUAAGAUGAUGGGUCUGGAAGGAGAACAGGUUCAUCAGAGUGGAUCUGGAUGGUCUCCAGUGUAUGUUGAAGAAAACUUAGGUGUCAUGUCAGUGGGGUUCUUGCUCAGUAGUCCUGAUGAUGCUGUCAUCUGGAGAGGACCAAAAAAGAACGGGUUGAUCAAACAAUUUCUUCGCGAUGUGGACUGGGGUGAAAUUGACUACCUGAUUGUAGACACCCCUCCAGGCACAUCAGAUGAACACUUAUCAAUUGUACAGUACCUCAGUGCAUCGCGCAUCGAUGGCGCUGUCAUAAUUACUACCCCUCAGGAAGUAUCACUUCAGGAUGUACGGAAAGAAAUCAACUUCUGUCAUAAAGUGAAGCUGCCAAUCAUAGGUGUUGUGGAGAACAUGAGUGGCUUUAUCUGUCCAAAAUGUAAGAAAGAAUCUCAGAUCUUCCCCCCAACUACUGGAGGCGCGGAGAAGAUGUGCCAGAACUUGAAUGUUUCCCUCCUGGGUCAAGUGCCCCUCGAUCCUCAAAUAGGAAAAAGCUGUGACAAAGGCCAAUCUUUCUUGUCUGAAGCGCCUGAGUCUCCAGCUACAUCAUCUUACAGGAACAUAAUUCAAAGGAUUCAGGAGUACUGCGAUCAACGCCAUUUUCAAGAAGAAAAGAUUAUCUGAGUAGAAUAAAAAAUAUGCUUCAUAUGUAAUUACAGAGAAGUAACUUAUGCUUUGCCUUAAUAUAAGGAAUGUAUUCUUUUUGUACAUUGCAAAUAAAUUCUUAGUAUUAAU
Messenger RNA from Numida meleagris (helmeted guineafowl), 1210 nucleotides. RefSeq names its product nucleotide binding protein 1 (gene NUBP1). Gene Ontology annotation, cellular component: cytosol. Gene Ontology annotation, molecular function: 4 iron, 4 sulfur cluster binding; ATP-dependent FeS chaperone activity; ATP binding. Lineage: Eukaryota; Metazoa; Chordata; Aves; Galliformes; Numididae. Bases 128 to 1099 code for a protein of 323 amino acids. The record is from RefSeq and is a predicted model, not a curated record. The transcript is spliced from 11 exons. Gene Ontology annotation, biological process: iron-sulfur cluster assembly.